This is a messenger RNA of Galleria mellonella (greater wax moth), 6036 nucleotides long. RefSeq names its product phosphoribosylformylglycinamidine synthase (gene Pfas). The record is from RefSeq and is a predicted model, not a curated record. Gene Ontology annotation, biological process: 'de novo' IMP biosynthetic process. The coding region runs from base 336 to 4364 and encodes 1342 amino acids. The transcript has 25 exons. Gene Ontology annotation, molecular function: phosphoribosylformylglycinamidine synthase activity. NCBI's taxonomy places the organism in Eukaryota, Metazoa, Arthropoda, Insecta, Lepidoptera, Pyralidae.
AAUGAAAUGGUCACACUGUUUCCUGUCUUUAGACAUAGUUUCUUUAAUCUGUUCUACUUUUACUGUUUAUUUACUUUUAAAUGUUUUUUAGGUUAUAUUAUAAGGAGGAUGAAGUUUAAUAACUUCUAAGCAGAUGCACGUCGACCCAUACGGAUCUUUUGUGCUUCAUGUUGAGAUUUACUGAAUGAUCUCUUUAAGGCAUAUACUCAUUGAUACUAUUUGAUCUUUGACAUUGAUGUAAGAGAGCCAUUUAUGUACUAUCUACAAUAAAUUACAUUAUUGUUAUUAGCAGUCUAGUACAGGCCUUCAAUUGAGUUGUACAUUGAGAUAGCAACAUGUGCAUUAUUAGAUUUUUUUCGCCAGAAGCGUUUAGUGUUCAUAGAACAAAAGAAAUUUUUAAAAAAUUAAAAUUGGUAGAGUCAGACGUUCUAGAAUUGUCAACUGAACUUUGUUAUCACGUGGAACUUGCUGAAGGUUGUGAUUAUCUCAACAUUGAACAGAUAAAAAUUUUAAAAUGGCUCCUUAGCUCACCUCUUCAUCCUCAGGCAUUAAGGAAUGAAACUGUUUACAAGGAUGUUAAUGAGAGGCAAAUUGUAAUUGAAAUUGGACCUAGAUUCAAUUUCUCUACAGCUGACUCUAGUAAUUCCGUUCAGAUCUGUGAAAGUGUUGGACUCCGUAAUGUUGUUCGUGUUGAAGUUUCCACUAGGUAUCUCAUUACAUUUGCAAAAAUCAAAAAUGUCACUGAAAGCUUAUUUGAAAAUCUUGCUGCUCCCUUACAUGACAGGAUGACACAAUGUAUAUAUACAAAUGAGAACCUUCCACGAAAGAGUUUCAAUGAAGGAUUACCCAAAAACUUGGAGUCUUGGUAUGUAGUGCCUUUGCAGAAAGAAGGGAAGGUGGCAAUGGAGAGAGUAAAUCAGAAACUUGGUCUUGCAUUUGAUGCAUGGGAUAUAGAUUUUUAUAUGGAUCUGUUCGUUAAUAAAUUAAAAAGGGAUCCGACAAGUGUGGAGCUGUUUGAUCUUGCUCAAAGUAACAGUGAACACUCGCGACAUUGGUUUUUUAAGGGUAAAUUAAUCUUAGAUGGUCAAGAUAUAAAUGAAUCUCUUAUUGAAAUGGUUGCAGAUACCCAAAAAACAUCAAAUAACAAUAAUGUUAUCAAAUUCGGUGAUAACAGCAGUGCAAUUAAAGGUUUUAAACAUACAAAACUACGACCCAGAGAUGUAAAAGCUCCUUCACAAGUGGUAGAAGAAAUAACUGAGUCUGAUAUAAUAUUUACAGCAGAAACCCAUAAUAUGCCUACGGCAGUAGCUCCAUUUAGUGGUGCCACCACUGGCACUGGGGGUCGUAUAAGAGAUGUGCAAGGUGUGGGCCGUGGUGGUCACACAGUAGCUGGUACAGCUGGGUAUAGUGUUGGUAAUUUGUACAUACCAGGAUAUGAUCUCCCAUGGGAGGAGAAAGGCUGGGAAUAUCCUAACAACUUUGCAAGUCCAUUACAAAUUAUCAUUGAUGCCAGCAAUGGUGCUUCUGACUAUGGCAAUAAGUUUGGAGAACCAGUAAUAUUAGGUUUUGUACAAUCCUAUGGAUUAAAAAAUGCUGAUAAAGUGAGAGAAGAAUUUAUCAAACCUAUAAUGUUUAGUGGUGGCAUUGGAUACAUGCCUCAUUCCAUGAUAAAAAAGAACAAUCCAGAAAAAGGCAUGUUGCUGGUAAAGAUAGGUGGGCCAGUGUACCGUAUUGGAGUGGGCGGCGGUGCUGCCUCAUCGGUUGCAGUGCAAGGCGGCGAUAGCAGAAAUCAUGCCCUAGACUUUGGCGCUGUACAAAGAGGUGAUGCAGAGAUGGGAAAUCGUCUUAAUCGUGUUGUGCGUGCUUGUCUUGAAGCAGAUAACAAUCCUGUUGAAUCAAUCCAUGACCAAGGAGCAGGUGGUAAUGGCAAUGUUUUAAAAGAACUGGUUGAGCCAGAGGGUGCAGUAGUGUAUACUAAGGAGUUCCAACUGGGUGAUCCUACUAUAACUACCCUUGAGUUGUGGGGUGCCGAGUAUCAGGAAAACGAUGCCCUGUUAUGUACUAAAGAGAAUAGGCCCCUACUAGAAGAAAUCUGUCGCCGAGAACGUUGCCCAGUUUCAUUUGUGGGUGAGGUCACAGGAGAUGGAUAUAUGAGUCUAAUUGAAGACUCUUUCUCUAACAAGUAUCUUAAUAGAAAUGACAGACUAAAACCAGAAAUUAAAUCUAAGAUGCCAUAUGAUUUACAUUUAGAAGCAGUAUUAGGGAAUAUGCCAAGAAAAACGUUUGAUCUGAAAAGAGAUAAGAGAACCAAAUUACCCUUAUCACUGCCCGCUGAUAUAACCGUAAAGAGUGCACUGGAUAGGGUUUUGAGGCUCGUUAAUGUAUCUAGCAAACGAUACUUAACUAACAAGGUGGACCGGUGCGUGACGGGGCUGGUGGCGCAACAGCAGUGCGUGGGGCCGCUGCACGCGCCGCUGGCGGACUGCGGCGUGGUGGCGCUGUCGUACGCGAACACCACCGGCGCCGCCACCUCGCUCGGCACGCAGAAUAUCAAGGGCCUGCUCAGCCCUGCUGCCGGCGCCCGGCUCUCGCUCGGCGAAGCACUCACCAACCUGGUGUUCGUCGUCAUUUCCGAACUGGAGGAUGUGAAGUGUUCCGGUAACUGGAUGUGGCCUGGCAAAACUGGAACAGAGGGUGGGACGCUGGUCGAAGCGUGUCUAGCACUGUGCAAGGCUAUGGCCGCACUUGGGGUCGCAGUCGACGGCGGCAAGGACUCGCUCUCUAUGACCGCGCAGGUUGCCUCUGAAAGAGUGAAAUCUCCCGGAACACUGGUGGUGUCUACAUAUGCACCGUGUCCUGAUAUUAGAGUGAAAAUAGAACCAGUUUUACAAAAAGAAGGCUCUGCAUUGGUUCAUGUGCCUGUCACACCAGGAAAAUAUAGACUUGGAGGAUCCUCUCUUGCACAGUGCUAUAAACAAUUGGGCGACACUCCUCCAGAUUUAGAUGAUCCAAGAAUUCUUCAGUCUUUAUUCAAAACUACACAAAAAUUAAUAAAAGAAAAUAAGUUAUUAUCUGGCCAUGACAUCAGUGAAGGAGGCUUUAUUACAACAGUCCUCGAGUUAGGUAUAGGAGGCAUUCGUGGGUUAAAUUUAGAUCUACAAGUAGACAGUAAAAUAUCUGCGAUUGAGGCACUUUUCAAUGAGGAACUCGGUAUUGUGGUUGAAGUUGAUCAAAAUGAUUUAUCCUAUGUUCUUGAUGAAUAUAAGAAAAAUCACGUAAAUGCUCAAUUUAUCGGUAACACAGGGAAAUAUGGCAUGAAUUCACAGGUGAUUAUAAAAGUAAACGGAGAAAAAGUACUGGACACUAAACUUAUAGAUAUUUAUAGAAUGUGGGAAGAGACUAGUUAUCAAUUAGAAUGCCUUCAAGCUAACUCUGAUUGUGUGACACAAGAAUGGAGAGAACUUGAAAAGCGUAAAGGAGCAACAUACAAGGUCACUUUUGAUCCUUCAGUGGCAGUGAUCAAAACCAAUCCAGUGAAAGUAGCGGUUCUUCGUGAAGAAGGAACAAAUGGUGACCGCGAGAUGAUAGCAUCCUUGGUUAUGGCCAAUUUUGAUGUGUAUGAUGUGACAAUGAGUGAUUUGCAGAACAAAAAGAUCACACUUGAUGUUUUCCAAGGCUUAAUAUUCCCCGGAGGCUUUAGUUACGCGGAUACACUGGGAUCAGCUAAAGGUUGGGCGGCGGGAAUCCUCUUCUCAGAGUCCCUGAAUUCACAAUUCUCACACUUUAAAAACCGAUCGGAUACAUUUUCACUUGGUGUUUGCAAUGGAUGCCAAUUAAUGGCUCUUUUGGGUUGGAUUGCUCCGCAGGAUUCAACAGAUGCAGCCGACAAGACACAGAUAUUCCUUGAUCAUAAUCUAUCAGAGAGGUUUGAAUGCCGUUGGAGUGCAGUGAAGAUUCCUGAAGAUACAAAUAAUACCAAUAUAUGGUUCCGUGGUAUGGGCGGCAGUAUAUUGGGCGUAUGGGUUGCACACGGAGAAGGACGAUUCUCGUUUUCUGAAUCUUCUUUGCUAGAUAAAAUACGAAGAAAUGGACAAAUUGCGAUACAAUACGUUGAUGAUGAUGGCGUCCCUACAGAGGCGUAUCCGAUGAAUCCAAAUGGAAGUCCAGAGGGCGUAGCUGGCUUGAUGUCACGCGACGGGCGGCACUUGGCUAUGAUGCCGCAUCCAGAGCGAUGUGUACUACAGUGGCAAUGCCCCACACCAUCCCCCACAUAUCACACUACACAAGACCCCAACUCCCUCGCUUCACCUUGGCUUCGAAUAUUCCAAAAUGCUUAUGUAUGGGCAUCACAACAUAAUAGUUAAAUAACUGUUACAAUAUUGUUUAAUCUACUUUUUCAUACCCAACAUAUUUUGUAAACAAUGACGUGUUAUUUAAAAUUAGACAUGACGUCUUAUUCAAUAUCAGACAGACAAAUAUAUAAUCUAGAAUAAUAGUGCAUUUUAUGCCAUCCUAGAAAAAUCAACAGUAUUUUCCGAAAAUUCAUCGAAUAAGUUCAAAACGUGGCAGGACGGAUUUUCUAUUUCCCCAAAUUUUGUAAUAUAAUUAUCAAGUGCACGACACUAGGCUGAUUGCUAACGCUGUAUUCUUUUUACUACUUCCAGGAGUAUAUGAUAUUUCUUACUACCAUGUUAGUACAUAACGUAAUUUUAAACUUCCCUAACUUAUCUUCCUAACUCGUAUACGGCUUAUAUUGCUGCAACUGUAUUCAUUAUACAGGUUUUAAUGAAGCUUCAUUCCGUGGUUCCUCGAAUUAUGAAAUGAUUUAAAAUAUAAUACCGAAGUUUCAUUCAGAAUCUUAACGGUAUCUGGUAUCGUUUCAAAAUCUUUUAACAUUCAAAUCAAUAUUCCUGAUUAAUGAAUAUUGAACCGUUUUUCAAUCUUGCAAUCUCUAAUCCCAGAUAAUAGCUUGCUCUUUUGCUUGUUAUUUUUAGCGUCUGCUCAAACUCUGUGAGGAGUCGAUUUACCAAGGCUUCAUCUGUAAUGGCAGUAUGCCUAUUAUCUAUGUACAGAGUAAAUAGGAUCUUGUUUCCCAUAUUCUUUAGUAACAGACAGACGCCAGUAUUAUUCCGCGUAAAAUCUUUGUGUAGUAAAAUUUCUUCAAAAUAUGAGUUCCAUUAUCGAGGUGCUUGUUUAAGGGCAUAAAGACUUCUAUUUAACCAACAUACAUUUGAAGAGCCAUCAUCAAAUCCGUCUGGUAGCUUCAUAUACAUUACCCACUUAAGCUUGUCAUUCAGGAAUGCAGUUCAUACAUCAAAUUAUGUUAAAUAGAUCUAAAUCUCUAGCACAUCCAAUAACUCCUUCACACAUUAGUUUCUUAGAAAGGAAACUUCAUUGGAGUUGUAUAGUGUAUAUAUAUAUAUAUAUAUAUAUAUAUAUAUAUAUAUAUACAUAUUGGAGGAAAUUGAGAAUGUAUUAAAAUAUUUUGUUACUUUUUUUCCCCUGCAAACGGGAAAAAUAGGUAAAUUAUAAAACACAGUAAACACCCUUCAAAGUGAAGUAAGGGGCGAAUAAAAUAAAUAUUUACUGGCAAUGAUUUUUCACGAGAGUAACAAGCAUCAGAUACCAUGUUUGUUGAGAAUUUUCUAUAAUUGACUACUAUAUUAAAAACAGUGCCCUCUGUCGUACUAUAUGGUAUUAUUAACUUGCAAAAGUUUGUUCGGAUAUUAUAAAACAGUGCGCCAGUAUCUUUGAUAAAAACUAGCUUUUUAGAUUAAGUAUGACAGUGCCAUGCAUAACACUAACGAAUUCUGACAACGAAAACAAAAAUAGAAAUUACUUAUAAUACUGUGGGAUUCCCCGUAAAAUAUAAAUGAAAAAGGUUGCCAAUUUGGGAGAUUUUUAUUUAAGUAAUUGAGGUGACGUCAGCGGACACCAAGUUCGGCUGUCAGUUCUCGCUAAAAAUUAAAAUUUCUUAACGGAGCCAUUUAUUAACGGAUUUUAGAUUUUUUAUAGGCUUAUUAGUUUUAACCUAUA